AUGGAAAGUGGUGGUAAUAUUAAAACGUUAAGCGAUUACGAAAGUCCUAAAUCAUCUAGAAGAUUAGUUCAACAAUAUAAUGACGAAGAAAUGAAUGAUUAUGAUUAUAAACGUUACGAUCAAAGAUCGGGAGGUGGAGGCGAUGAUGGAUGGGGAACUACAGCAUCUUAUUCUAAAGAUUUAGAAUGGGAUGAUUAUGAUGAGAGAACAAAAGGUAGUGACAAAUCCUAUUCCUCUAGAGGGGCUCAAAAAUGGGGUUCUUAUAAUACUAAAGAUCGAGCUCCUUCUUAUUCAAAAGGUGCUACUGUUGAUAGAUAUGACGAUUGCAGAACUUCUUAUCCGGGUGAUCGUGGUGAUAAGUAUUAUGGAGGCGGCGUUGGUAAUACUACGAGCGGAGGAAGUGUCAGUGGCAAUGGUGGCAGCAGGUCUUAUCGUGAUACUAAACAAUACUAUGAAAGUGAUAGUUACGAAUGGGAUCGUUAUAAUUACCCCACCGAUACUAAAAAAACGAAUUAUCCGGAUAGUCAAGAUUGGAAUAGAAGUGAUUACAAAGGCAAUAAUAAAUCUUACGCAAAAGAUCAAGCUUGGCAAUCAAAAGUUGAUAAUAGAUUACAAUAUCCAGAAAGUGAUAAUGGUAGAAAAUAUGAAUACAGUAGAGGGCAAACUGAAAGAUCUUAUCCAGCAGAAAAUGAUUAUGAACAAUAUUAUAGUAGUAAAUCAAGACACGAGGAACCUUAUACAAGAAAUGAUGAUUGGGAUAGAAAAUCUUCUUCUUAUCCAAGAGGUAACAACGACGAUCUGAAAAGAUCUUCAUAUGAUGAUUAUAAAAAUUCAAAUUUUCGUGGUGGUGACGGUGGUGGCGGCGGAUUUAAUAGAGGAUCUAAGUAUCCUCCUAACAGGGGUUAUAAAGGAUCAGAGACCACUAUUCCUCCAAAGUUGAAUGAUUACAAAAGAUUAAAAUCAUAUGACGGUAAAUCAUCUUCUAGAUACGACGAAGGAUCAAGAGAUUAUGACAAGCAGGCAGGAAAUGAAUCACCGACAGAAUUUACUGAUGUGCCUAUGUGGGAAGAAGAUAAAUAUGGAAUAAAGAGUCAUAUCCCUAGUAAAGUUGAAAUUGAAAAUCCAAAUGAUCCCUGGGGAAUACCUGCAUCACCAUCAGAUCCUAAUCAUUGGGAUAAUUUUUGGGAUGAUUCAUGGGGUACAAUGCCAA
Entrophospora candida is the source of this 1210-nucleotide messenger RNA. NCBI's taxonomy places the organism in Eukaryota, Fungi, Glomeromycota, Glomeromycetes, Entrophosporales, Entrophosporaceae. The record is from the annotation of a GenBank genome assembly.